AUGUUCGGGUUACCACAACCGAAGGUAUUUGUCAUUGCUGAGGACGUGACCACCGGAAAGCCAGAUCCACAAGGGUAUUUUCUGGGAAAGAGCCGUCUAGAAAUCCGAGACCCAAGUACAAUUAGUGUUUUUGAAGACGCUCCAGCAGUUAUCAAGGCCGAAAAGGCCGCGGGAUUCAAAGUAAUCGCGGUUCAAGCGUCAUAUCCACUAGAGAAAUUGCUGGAGGCGGAUCCGGAUUGGAUUGUCGAGAACUUGUGCAGUGUUACUGUGAAGGCUGCUAGCAAUUUCAAAGUCCAGAUUGAGAUCAAGAAUGCCUUUCAAUAG
Molecule: messenger RNA, 324 nt
Organism: Penicillium alfredii
Lineage: Eukaryota; Fungi; Ascomycota; Eurotiomycetes; Eurotiales; Aspergillaceae
Product: glycerol-3-phosphate phosphatase
Exons: 1
Coding region: 1-324 (107 amino acids)
Molecular function (GO): sugar-phosphatase activity; beta-phosphoglucomutase activity
Source: RefSeq, a predicted model, not a curated record